Molecule: messenger RNA, 1113 nt
Organism: Penicillium daleae
Lineage: Eukaryota; Fungi; Ascomycota; Eurotiomycetes; Eurotiales; Aspergillaceae
Product: proteasome inhibitor PI31 family protein
Exons: 1
Coding region: 1-1113 (370 amino acids)
Biological process (GO): proteasome-mediated ubiquitin-dependent protein catabolic process
Molecular function (GO): proteasome binding; endopeptidase inhibitor activity
Source: RefSeq, a predicted model, not a curated record
AUGACAGGAACAAAUCCACUGAGCCCGGACAACGUCCUAGAACUCGCAGCCAAAGCUCUCAGCAGUGGUCAGCCGAGCCUCCAAACACCAUAUGAAGCUGUGGCUCUGAUCGGCCAUGCCUGCAUGGUAGCGGUGGACUUCCGGUUAGUGGGACUUGGAGAAGAUCAUACUCUAGGUUGGUACACCCAUCGAUAUUCUAUUUCAAAGCCUUGUCAUUUCAUUGCUGACAUUUCGACAGAUUCAUCAACAGAGUCCCCCGCGCUCCCCGCCGAAUGGAAUGCCAACUCCACCUUCGCCUUUCGAUAUGCGCACGCGCAAUCCUCGAUGCAAUAUUUGCUAAAAGUGAGCCGUCUCGGAAAUAAUGCCGUGGUCUUUGCUCUAGCGCUGGGCGAUGACCGCACCAGCUCCUUCGACAUUCCCGCCAAAGACUUCAUCUCCGCAUCCGCGCUCCCACUCUCGCAAACCGAAAAUCUCACUGGGGCCCUCCGCGACGUAUUCAUAUCGACCGCUCGACUGAGUGACCUUAUCGGACUGUUUAAGAUCAAUGUCAUUCAAAAGCUCGCGCCGGGAUUAUAUAAGGAAGGCUACGAGGAACCGAGGCAGACCUCGCGGGAACAAGCCGAGUCUUCGCGCCAGCGCGAUCGCCUUCGCGACGACUCCCUUCCUCAACCUGCGCGUCCAUACCCUUUUGAAGAUCCCCUAGCUACUGCGCCCCGACUACCGAACCCGGCAGGUGAUUUUGCGCCUCCAGGUUUCGAAGACGAGUUUGAGAUCAACCGCCCUCCGCGUGGGUUCCCACCCGGUUUCCCGGGUGGUCGCAACCCGUAUAACAUCGGCGAGCGGGAUCUCUACCCCGCCGGUCUCGGUCCCAAUGACCCGCUGCGUGGAACGAUGGGUCCGGGCUUUGGUAGCGGCGGCGGGAUGCAUCCAACCUUUGAUGAUCCCCUCUUCGGAGGCAGCGGGGGCGCGGGUGGUAGAUAUGAUCCUCGUGCACCACCUGGAGCACGUUAUGAUCCGCCUGGGCCAUUUGGACCUCCAUCCGGUCGUGGGAAUGGACCUGGUGGAGGCGGUUUUGGUGGAUUUGGGGGUGGGUUUGGCGGCGACAUCAUAUAG